Molecule: messenger RNA, 348 nt
Organism: Anopheles moucheti
Lineage: Eukaryota; Metazoa; Arthropoda; Insecta; Diptera; Culicidae
Product: serine protease SSP1-like
Exons: 1
Coding region: 1-348 (115 amino acids)
Biological process (GO): proteolysis
Molecular function (GO): serine-type endopeptidase activity
Source: RefSeq, a predicted model, not a curated record
AUGACGUCGAAUGGUCUAAUUGCACGAAGACGGCUCGUAGUGCAAGUUGGACGACAUCGAAUCAGCUUAGCUAGCAGACGAGUACAAGAACACGAAGCGUUCGAGUUGAUCGUACAUCCGGAGUACAGCGUCAACAGUAUCCGCCACGAUAUCGCUCUGAUUAUGCUCGCUACCGAUAUCACCUAUACCGACUACAUCCAACCGAUUUGCUUGUGGAAUCGAGGCGAUGAUCUGCGCUUGAUCGAGGGCUCUUGGGGAACGGUGAUCGGAUUUGGUAUUGAUGAGACUGAUGAUACUUCUGACACACUGCGUGAAGCUACCAUUCCCGUCGUUAGCCAUAUCACCUGA